Molecule: messenger RNA, 984 nt
Organism: Camelina sativa (false flax)
Lineage: Eukaryota; Viridiplantae; Streptophyta; Magnoliopsida; Brassicales; Brassicaceae
Source: RefSeq, a predicted model, not a curated record
AUGGGGUCUCAACUUCACCGGUGCGUUAAACCCUUUUCAACCCUUCUUCUCCCUUUGUCGAAAAACCUCAGCUUUCGGACCAGAGCUACCGGAAAAACCGCUCGCAUCGCUGAUGGUUUCGUUGUUCUGGACCAGGCCAAAGUUCUCUUUACCGUUACCUGUGCUUCUUCUACGUUUCAACCGUUUUGCAGAACCAAAAGCUCUUAUCUUUCUUCAACCCUUCUUCUCCCUUUGUCGAAAAACCUCAGCUUUCGGACCGGAGCUACCGGAAACAGCCGAGAUUGCACUUUUGCUCGGUUUAUGAAACAGAAUCGCCUUGGAUUGAGGAAGCUUUCGCCAGCUGGAGAAGGAGGAGAAGGUGUCGCAGUCGCAGAGGAGCAACCGCAAGAGAUUGUCUUUGUGCCUGUCUCUCUUUCAGACAUGCUCACCAUGUUUUUUCAGGCUGAUCGAACUUUGAACGAAGCAGCUAUUCCUAAUGUGACAAGGGCCUUACAGUUUGGUGUGAGCAAUGAGAAGGCCAACACCAGUCGCUCAAUCACUUUGAUGUGCUCUGCAAAGGGAUGGUCUCUUACUACAAUGGCAACACAUUCAGUUUCUACAUUUAGUUUCAGACCGUCGAAAGGGGAUUUAUCACAUAAGUUACAACGGUGCAGUGGCAGGCAGGUUUCCUUUGUCAAGAAGACAGUGAUGGAGAUCUGUGGGAACGUUGACAUAGACAGUCUUUUGUGUCAAUACAUGACGACGAAUAUUGAUUCAAAAAGCGUUUGCAUUGUUGUGUGUUUUGGAGGAGUCAAUCACAGAAGAUACAUAAUGACGUUUCAGAGCUUUAAAAAUUCGAAAAGCUUUCUUGUCUCUGUGGCACCGAUGGCGACGCAAGGGCGGCCACAAUUGGGGUGUUUGGCAAAGUUACAUGUUGUUGCAGGUUUCGAAGAGUUUACGCACAUAAGUUGCAGGUUGUUGCAUCAAGAGCUUUUUAUCCGUUGA